AUGCGCCCUGUCACUGUAAGUAAGGGGCUGGGGCGAGACAAUAGAGACCAGAGAAACAAUAGGGAAGGCAAGCGCAAGGGUGACUAUUGUAAUAGUGAAGCAGAACUGACCCUGAAACGCCGACCAUCAUAUUACGUCUACAACCUGAUAAUCCCCAUCACGCUUCUAUCUCUUCUCAGCUCCCUGGUGUUUGCUUUGCCAAUAGAGUACGGUGACAAAGUGGCUCUAUCCAUGACGGUUCUACUCUCCUUCGGCGUGUUCCUGACUCAGAUGACCACAGACAUGCCAAAAACGUCCCGACAGACGUCCUACCUCACCAUCUACCUGACCGCUCUGCUCACCCUAAGCUCCCUCUCUGUGGCCAUGAUGAUCCUCAUUCUCAGGAUCUACAAGCGUCAAGGAAAGGUGCCCAAAGUGCUGCAGAAAUGGGUUGUUCUCUGGAAAUGUUAUUCGUCAAAUGUAAAGCAGACUGCUGCUGUAGAUCAAGAUCAUGCGGGUGACGUAAAUGCCAAGGUGAGCACAGAGGAUCCAUCCUGGAAGGAUGUGUCUGCCACGCUUGAAGCCAUGUGUCUGAGGUUAUUCCUCUUCAUGAAUAUCAGUCUCGGCAUCGUUCUCUUCACUGUACUAAUAGUAUUAACAAAUUGA
This is a messenger RNA of Haliotis rufescens (red abalone), 645 nucleotides long. Its product is annotated as CHRNA7-FAM7A fusion protein-like. The record is from RefSeq and is a predicted model, not a curated record. The transcript is spliced from 2 exons. The coding region runs from base 1 to 645 and encodes 214 amino acids. Lineage: Eukaryota; Metazoa; Mollusca; Gastropoda; Lepetellida; Haliotidae. Gene Ontology annotation, cellular component: synapse; membrane; neuron projection. Gene Ontology annotation, biological process: chemical synaptic transmission; nervous system process; signal transduction. Gene Ontology annotation, molecular function: neurotransmitter receptor activity; transmembrane signaling receptor activity; monoatomic ion channel activity.